UCCAGAUUGUAGUGUCGUGUUAGCGUGUCGCACGUGGUUGCGCUUGUUUUUCGGCAGCCAGUGGGCCGUUUUCCAAGCGGUAUCAAAUUAUGGGAAAUGCCAAGAAGACCAAGAGGCGACAUCGCCAAACGUACAGCGCCAACCACAAGAAGAAGAUGAAAAAGAAGCUGAAGCGCCAAGUGAAGAUCAAGAGCACGCUCAUAAAACAAGCCUGGGAGGAAAACAAAGGCAUUUUCGACAACAUGCGUGACAUGGGCCUCGCAGCGGACGCAAACAAGGCUAUCCCCAUGGAUGUCGAUGCUCAACCGACGACCAAAGGCAAGCGAAAAGCACCCGCUCCGAAGGCGCACGUCGUGGCACAGCUUGAAGCUCAUGCCUCUGAACCUAGGCCCAGCACGCUGCGAAUGUCCGGCGAUGACGUCAAAUUCUGCGUCUACAUGUUGGAGAAGUACGGCGAGGACUACGCUGCCAUGGCCAGAGAUCGCAAGAACCACUUCCAAGAUACACCUGCCCAGAUCAGGCAGAAGAUAAACACCUUCAAGAAGAUACCCGAGCAGUGGAACGCUUACAUGCGGGCUAAAGAGCUCGCAUGAGUGAUUGG
This is a messenger RNA of Rhipicephalus sanguineus (brown dog tick), 601 nucleotides long. Its product is annotated as nucleolar protein 16. NCBI's taxonomy places the organism in Eukaryota, Metazoa, Arthropoda, Arachnida, Ixodida, Ixodidae. Bases 90 to 593 code for a protein of 167 amino acids. Gene Ontology annotation, biological process: ribosomal large subunit biogenesis. The record is from RefSeq and is a predicted model, not a curated record. The transcript has a single exon. Gene Ontology annotation, cellular component: nucleolus.